This is a messenger RNA of Rhagoletis zephyria (snowberry fruit fly), 1595 nucleotides long. RefSeq lists its product as uncharacterized. The record is from RefSeq and is a predicted model, not a curated record. Lineage: Eukaryota; Metazoa; Arthropoda; Insecta; Diptera; Tephritidae.
GCUUUAAGUGCCGUCUGACUGUUCGAGUAGGUAAAUUUAUUCUUACAUAAGUAUGACUUCUCCUGUUCGUAAGUGUUCAAUCGCCUAGUUUAUGACAGCGACUUCAGUUUGAAAGACACUGCAGUGGUUGGGUAAGCGAAAGAAUAUUUCCAGCCCCGGCCGGGCAGAGAAGAGCUCAAUCCACCCUUACCGUCUAGCUUGAGCCAUCGGUGUAGAGGUGCAGUCAUCCCUUUUCAUCAGCAGCACCUCCUGACCAGAUUGUUUUCUCUGGACUGGAAACCCUAUACCUCUUUGUAAAGUUCAGACUUGGUGAACGCUAAUCCGCGUGCGGCAUAUUUCCUUUCUUUAAGAUUGCGGUGUGGCCAUCCUGUGUGUCUCUCCAGCCUGGUAGUUCCCUUAGCCUCUAGGCGGCGCGCCCCGCUGAUUAUUUUCCAACAAAUUCGAUUGGCAGAAUAUUGAGUAAGACGCGCAUUACCUCCGCUAGAGCUCUGCGUAGAACCCCGCAACAUGCAGAGCACUUAACAUCAGUAAUAUACUCGUAUGUACAUACAUGCAUAGGUACAUAUACAUAAAUAUACAUAAUAUUUUCGAGAAUACAUAUAUGUAUGUAUAUGUUUGUAAAGCGCAUCAAUAACCGGCACACAUUGACCAUGAAAGUCAGCCAGCAACAGAGGCGGCUCCUAGUCAAGAAAUCCCCAAACAGUAAACAUAAAAAAAAGUAAACAUGAGCAAAAAAAGGUCCACCAACUGCUGGUGCAACAUCAGCACGCUUUUGAUAAGAUAAAAAUCAAUCAUGAAUCGAUCGACAAUGAGACAAUUAUCGUAUGGCAUAUCAACAAUUAGCAAUUCUUCAAGAAGGCCAUGAGAACUAUGCACACAGCGGCGGUAGGAGAGCAAGAGGAGUCUUGAAUGUCACCCGGCCAUUAGCUAGCAAUUACACAAUUAGUUAUUAGUACUCCAUAGGCUGAUCGAGUGUAAUGUCGCCGCGCAUAGUGCUAGCAUUUUGGUAUGCCUUUUUCGCUUGCGUGUGUCACGCUGAUGUACAAGUUGAGUAUCCAUAUUGUUUUCGCUUCACAUGGAUUGGUCCAUAUCAAGAUAAGCGCCAUAUUGCCGGUUUGACGUGUGAACAUUUACGCGAAGAUUUCAAAAAUGUGCCAUGUAGGCGACCAUUAGUGGCUACGGAUAAUGAUGCUAUACCAGAUACGGUGGACUUGUGGCAUACUAACAUUAAAAACCCAAAUGCAUUUGGUUGUCCAAUGGUUCCGGGCGAGACGUGUGUUAAGUACACGUAUAUCUAUAAUAAAGGAGUUCAAAACAUCACCUAUAUGUGCGCUAAAGUGAAUGCUACCAGCGGUUGUUAUCGCCAAAAAUAUAUAUCCGGCUUAGAGGUAGAAGUUUGCGUUUGCGAUUCACAGUUGGGUACGAUGCCGUGCAAUGACGCGCCGAUCACGAUACAAAAGUUUUUGAAAACUUGCCUUUUAACUCUAUUAUUAACCAUUUUUGCCAGAGGUUUGGCUGCUGUGACACCAUAGUUAAUAAGUAAACAAUAAUUGCUGUUUUGGGCUUAAAUACAUUAAUUUAAAAAAUAAUUAUAC